Sipha flava (yellow sugarcane aphid) is the source of this 728-nucleotide messenger RNA. RefSeq names its product gamma-secretase subunit PEN-2 (gene pen-2). Gene Ontology annotation, cellular component: gamma-secretase complex. The record is from RefSeq and is a predicted model, not a curated record. Lineage: Eukaryota; Metazoa; Arthropoda; Insecta; Hemiptera; Aphididae. Gene Ontology annotation, biological process: Notch receptor processing. The transcript is spliced from 2 exons. The coding region runs from base 211 to 645 and encodes 144 amino acids.
GACUUUAUCAUCUGAGACCGUAAUACAUACCACGGAUUAGAAAAAUGUAAUCAAAGAAUGAUAACAGAUACAAAUACUACGUAUGAUAAAAACAAACGAAUAUUGCCAAGAAUUAAAUAUAAUCAUUUCUUUUUAAAUUUUUAUGAUCAAAUUUUCACCAUCCAGCUCUCUAUUUAUUAUCUUAUAUUUGAAAAUAACAAGUCAUAAGUAAUGGAUGUAUCAUCAAAGCCAACAACUUCACAACAAAAUGAAUCUGAAAACCAAUUACCAGAAGUAAGAAUUCGUCAGAACCCUCAAAUUCAUCUUAUUGCUGAGGCAGAACUAGUAGAAAGACGACCUCCUCCCAAUUGGAGAACCAAUAUUAAAAUGGAUGAAAAACUUACUAUUUGUCGAAAGUAUUAUAUUGCAGGAUUUUUUUUAUUGCCCUUAUUUUGGUUAGUAAAUUUUGUCUGGUAUUAUAACGAUGCUUAUAAAGUUGAACCAUUUGAUGAACAACCUCAAUUUAAACGCUAUGUUAUAAGAUCAGGUAUUGGUUUCAUAUUUUGGACAGUUCUAUUAGUUAGUUGGGUAUUUUACUUUCAAACUCAAAGAUUCUACCAUGACUGGGAUUACCUUACUUUUAACUUUCCUACUGGUUCAGCUUAAGUAUAUGUUUUCUUAAGUAUUUCUAUUAUAUAAUUUCAUUUUGUACAAAUAAUGACUAAUAAAUUAUAAUGUAAAAAAAAAAA